GCCAGUCCACUUCUCCAGCCUUCUCCAUUUGGUAACCGCUUAUUUCCUUCCAAUUUCCAGACUUCUUUUUUGACUUGCCUUUCUCUUCCUUUCCACGCUCUUUCUUUCCCUUCAUUCUUUAAAAAUAAGAAAACAAACAAUAACACAAUUCCCCAGGAAAUCAAAUUACCCCCACAACACAAACAUGCGACCAAAGAAUGAACUAACCAACCAUAAUCCCCAAAUAACCUUUCGUCAUCGUCACCCUCUCCAUCGCUUUCCUUCCUCUCUUUCUCUCUGACUCUUCCUCCACUUUCUCCCAAUCCAAACAAGGUACAACAAUAAACCCCUCACCGAUUUCAUUCUACGACUCAGUCAACCCACCUGUUCAUGGAAGAGAAACGAAUAGACGAGGAGCUCACCUAUCCUAUCCUACUCGCUGAGCGAGUCCGCUCUGCCGUCGAGGAGGCCGAUUCCUUCAAGAUAGAGUGUAGCAGCAUCGGCAAUUACGCCGAUAUGCUUGCCGAGAAGCUUCGGUUACUUGUCCGCUUCACCUGCUCUGCUCAAUCGUUGUAUGAGCGGCCUGUUCGUCGGAUUGUCGCUGAGGUUUUUAAGAAUCUUGACCGUACCCUAACCCUAGUACGCAAGUGUAAGCGCCGAAGUGUGCUGCGCCGGGUUGUCACGAUCAUCAGCGCCACUGAUUUCAGGAAAGUGCAAAAUCUCCUUGAAGCUUCUGUUGGGGACAUGAAGUGGCUCGAGAGUAUCUUAGGCUUCGGAAAUGGGGCUGCAGGUGAGGAUGUUGGUAUUGAUCUUACUCUUCCGCCAAUUGCAAGCAACGAUCCAAUUCUCGCUUGGGUUUGGUCCUCUAUCGCUUCUAUUCAUGUACGCCCAUUACCUGAGAAAAUCGAAGCUGCUAAUCAACUCGCCCAGCUUGCCCAAGAUAAUGAUCGAAACAAACAAAUUAUAGUGGAAGAAGCCGGUGUUCCACCGCUGUUGAAGCUUUUAAAGGAGACUGGUUCACCGGAGGCACAAAUUGCCAGUGCCACCGCACUUCUAUACCUGGCUAAUGAUCAGGAGAGGGUAACGGCUAUUGUGAACGAACAAGGGGUUCCAAUUGUAGUCAAAGUGUUGGCGGAUUCACCAAUGAGGGUUCAGACUCUGACAGCCAGUUUGGUAGCAAAAAUGGCGGAGCAUGAUUCCGUUGCGCAGGAUGAUUUCGCGAGGGAGAAUGCAAUUCGACCGCUUGUCACACUGCUCUCCUUUGAGACUUUCUCCGAUGACCAAACGGUUCAGCUGGGUAAGCAGAGUAUUCAUUCUAUCGUCCAGAUUAAUAAAGAAAUAGAUAAAAUAUCGAUGAAUGGGUCGAAGAAUAAUCACCAUUAUAGGCCAUACAUGACUUCAUUUUCGAGUUUUCACUCGGAGGGGAGUAGUAGAGGUGGAAAUAGGAAAGAUAGGGAAAAUGAGAGGCCUGAAAUAAAGCUUAAGUUGAAAAUUAGUUGUGCGGAGGCUUUGUGGAUGCUUGCUAGGGGAAGUGUGUCAAAUAGUAAGAGAAUAACUGAGACAAAAGGUCUGCUUUGUUUGGCGAAAUUGGUUGAAAAGGAAGAAGGGGAAUUGCAAUACAAUUGUUUGAUGACUAUAAAGGAGAUAACUGCAGCAGCUGAAUCCAAUGCUGACCUUAGACGUGCAGCUUUUAAGACUAAUUCCCCUGCUGCUAAGGCAGUUAUUGAUCAGCUCUUGAGGGUGAUUAAAGAAUUUGACAGUCCAAGACUGCAAAUCCCAGCUAUAAGAUCAAUUGGUUCAUUGGCUAGGACUUUUCCUGCUAGAGAAACUCGAGUUAUCGGUCCUUUAGUUGCCCAGCUUGGCAAUACUAGAAGCCAAGAGGUGGCAACAGAAGCUGCCAUUGCACUGGGGAAGUUCACUUGUCCAGAUAAUUUUUUGCACGAUGCUCAUUCGAAAGCAAUAGUGGAGUUCAAUGGUGUACCACCUUUGAUGAGAUUGCUGAGAGGGAACGAACGGGCUCAGUUUCAUGGAUUGAUUCUCCUAUGUUAUCUUGUAAUACAUUCUGGGAACAAUGAAGCUCUGGAACAAGCCAGGGUGUUGACUGCCCUUGAGGGGGCAGAUCGCACGGUGGUUGCACAACAUCCUGAGUUGAGAGAAUUGGUGUCUAAGGCUAUUUAUCACAUCAAUCUCUAUCACACCAGUGCUCAUUCUCAAAGGUUUUCAUAUGUACCUUGACACUAUAGCAGUUUGGGAAUUCUCUUUUUUCCUUUUUUCUUUUUUUGGUGGGGGGGAAGGGGAUUGAUUUUUGUUGUUGUUCAUAGUUGGACCAGGGUGUGGCAUUCUAAAAGCAAGGCGUACAGAAAUACAUUAGUGGGUUCACCAGGGAAAGAAUUGGAAGUUAAUUGAAAGUAGAGUUUUCUUGAAAGCAUAUGGUUGGUUGGUUUAGCUUUUAAUUAACAUAAUAUCAAAUUUGACCAUUUUCCUUUC
This is a messenger RNA of Manihot esculenta (cassava), 2466 nucleotides long. RefSeq lists its product as uncharacterized. Gene Ontology annotation, molecular function: protein binding. Gene Ontology annotation, biological process: cell surface receptor signaling pathway. Bases 370 to 2214 code for a protein of 614 amino acids. Lineage: Eukaryota; Viridiplantae; Streptophyta; Magnoliopsida; Malpighiales; Euphorbiaceae. The record is from RefSeq and is a predicted model, not a curated record. The transcript has a single exon.